UCCAGCAAGCUGGACACCGCAGCUUCACACCACAACACCUCUGCCUCCACCUCCACCCCUCCCCACAGGGAAACCUCCAAUCCACAGCCAGACUACCCCAGCGUGCACGGCCCCCGCGAAGAGCAGUAUGUGAGUGAGGUCGCGCCCCCCGAUGACAUCACCACCGUCUACAGAGAUGCCGGGACCAUCACUGAUGUGUGUAACAGUACUGAUCUUCCAGAGGUGGAGAUCAUCAGUCUGCUGGAGGAGCAGUUGCCCCACUACAAGCUGCGAGCAGACACCAUCUACGGGUAUGACCACGAUGACUGGCUCCACACCCCUCUCCUCUCCCCCGACACCAACCUGGACCUCAACGUGGAGCAGAUUGAGGAGACUCUGAAGUAUUUCCUUCUAUGUGCUGAAAGAGUGGGCCAGAUGACUAAGACGUACAGUGACAUAGAUGCUGUAACUCGUCUGCUUGAAGAGAAAGAACGGGACUUGGAGCUCGCCGCCCGCAUCGGCCAGUCACUACUGAAGAAGAACAAAACCCUCAGUGAGAGGAAUGAAUUCCUGGAGGAGCAAGUGGAGCACAUUCGAGAGGAGGUUUCUCAGCUGCGCCAUGAUCUGUCUAUGAAAGAUGAGCUUCUCCAGUUCUACACUAGUGCAGCAGAGGAGAGUGAAGGAGAUUCGUCCACCUGUACCCCCAUCCGCCACAAUGACUCCACACUGUCGGUGCCAAGAUACUUCCCCCUGGACUCACUGCAGAAGAAACUCAAAGACCUGGAGGCAGAGAACAUCUCUCUCAGAUCAGAGGCCAGUCACCUGGAGACUGAGACAGAGGAGUACGAGGAGAAGGAGCAGCAGCUGGUCAACGACGUCGUCAAAGAGCUGAGAGAUGCCAACCACCAGAUGUCCACCCUGGCGGAGGAGCUGGCGAGGAAGACGGACGACGGGUCUCGCCAGCAGGAGGAGAUCACACACCUCCUGUCCCAGAUUGUAGACCUGCAGAAGAAGUCCAAGUCUUAUGCAGUGGAAAACCAAGAGCUCACCCAGCAUCUAGGUGCUGCCAAAGAUGCCCAGCGCCAGCUCACUGCUGAGCUGAGGGAGUUGGAGGAUAAGUAUGCAGAGUGUAUGGAGAUGCUCCAUGAGGCCCAGGAAGAGCUGAAAAACCUCCGGAAUAAAUCACUACCUCUCAGUACACCCCGACGCUUCCACUCCCUGGGCCUGUUCCCUAUGGUGUCAGAUGGUAACAGCAUUGUUUAUGCAGAGGGGGACUCUCUAGCUGCUGAGAUUGAGGGCACCAUGAGGAAGGGGCUGGCUAUGGAUGACCCGGAAGUGGAAGAGCAGAAGUUGCACCCCAAGCGUGUGUUUGAGACUGUGAAAAACGUUAACCUGAUGCGUCAGCGCUCCUCUCUGGCCCCGUCUCCCAUGAACAUCCCCGGCUCCAACCGGUCGUCCUGUCUGAACUCUGGCCGCUCCAGCUGCCUGUCCACGCCCCGCUCCAGCCUGUACGGAGGAGAUAUGGGGAGCAUCCUCAUAGACAACCACACCAACAGCUUCAUACUGGAGACGCCUGACCACAGUAUGGAUGACUCCAACAAGAAACCAGGGACCCCUGGAACACCGGGCUCUCAGGAUCUGGAAGCAGCCCUGCGACGUCUCUCCCUGCGACGGGACAACUACCUGAGCGAGCGGCGGUUCUUCGAGGAGGAGAGGGAUCGGAAGCUCCAGGGGCUGGUGGAGAAGGGAGAGGUGUACAACGGCAGUAUGACCCCCACAGAGAGCAUCAUGUCCCUGGGAGGAACCCACCCCUCUUCCAUCUGGUCUGGGUACUCAUUCAGCUCCCGCUCCUACCUGCCGGAGAAGCUGCAGAUCGUCAAGCCACUGGAAGGCUCGGCCACCCUGCACCAGUGGCAGCAGCUGGCCCAGCCCAACCUGGGUGGGAUCCUGGACACGCGGCCUGGUGUGGUCACUAAGGGCUUCCGUCCUCUGGAACUAGACCUGGAGCACAUGUACCUGUUCACUGACUUUGAGGAGGAGGACUUUGAGGUAGUGGAGGAGUCUGACCACCUGUCUGUCUCAGGCUCUACCCCGACUGUAGUGGCAUCUCCAUCCUCAGCCGGCAGGGCCUCCGUACCCGCUCCUCCUCCUGCUCCUCCUCCUGCAGUGGCAGAUUCAUCAACAACAACCUUCCAGAGGGAGAAGCCAGGGAAGAGGGCGAGACAGGCCCAGGCAGCACAUCACUGUCGUCCCCUGCACCUCCAGACAGCAAGAACCAGGAGAACCAGGAUCAGGCUGCAGCCGCUGACGGGGUGCCCGGUGAGGGAGCCUGCUAAAUGGGUCACACAGGCACCGGACGUCCCUAGCCCUCCCUUCUACCUCAGGAUAUUGGGGCAUUCAUUGGCCAUAGCCAUCCCCUCCUCGCCUGCCCGUCGGUCCCCGAUCCCUCCACGCUCAUGCACACAUCUCCAGACACACCCACCUCAUCCAGAUGUGUCCAGACAUACCCACCUCGUCCAGACACACCCACCUCAUCCAGACGUGUCCAGACAUACCCACCUCGUCCAGACACACCCACCUCAUCCAGACGUGUGCUACUGUCAUACCCCUUUUGAGUCCCACUUCCCUGGUAAAUGCAUGUCCAACACCAGCUCCACCUAUACCUUCACCACCUGUCGGAUCAUGCACCCCUCAGACGAGCUGACCAGAGUCACCCCCAGCCUUAUGUCGGGCCCUACUGCCUCCUGCGUCAUGACCAGCAGCAGCAGCGUCAGAUCUACACCCUGCUCAACUCCUUGCACCCCGCGUCGCCUCAGCCUGGCAGCCGAGUCCUUCACCAACCUGAGAGACUCCACCAAGACCAUGAGCACUAGUGGAGGUCUGGUGCGGCUCCUCCAGGAGCGAGGCAUCUCUGCAGCAGUCUACAACCCUCAGAGCUGGGACCGGGCAGACUGUAGCACCUCCAUCCCCACUGGGGGGCUACCGUCGCUUCUACCGCCGCGGCCCCCUGACACCCUACCCUCCACGCCGCCCAACUCCCCAACCCACCGCUCCCUAUGUGCCAAACCCAGCAGCCCCGUUGGCCCCUUCGAACUCAGUCCCAGCGCCCCGCCCUAUGACAACUUCCUGGCAUCGAAGCCGGCCAGCUCCAUCCUGAAGGAGGUGAGGGCAGAGGCCCAGAGCAGUGAGUCAGCAGACAGCGAGUGUCAGACUGACGUCAGCGUCCACAAUCUGAAGCUGGUGGACAAGCUGAAGCGCUUCAGCGUGGCUGGGGCCAGCCCCUCUUUAUCAGGGGCCACGGGGCCCACCAUGCUGGGGCCCCUCAGCGGCCUCCACCGCCCUUCCCACUUCUGCCCUUCUGUGGUGACCAGUCCCAUAGGGGGCCUCGGCCCCGCUCUGAACGCAGGCAUCCGCCGUAACCGCAGCUACCCGGCCAUGGUAGGGGCCGGCAUGGCUAUGAAGGGCCCGGGGCCCCAAAGCCCCACAGACAUGCUCCUGGCUUCUUCCUCCAAGCUCCCCAGACAGACUAGUCUCAAUGAUGGGUGAAUGAAUGUUGACUUUUCUCUUCUGUCUGUCACCUGUCAGAUGAGUUGGAUGUAUAUAUAGCUGCUGUAUGAGUCCCCGGUCUGUGACAAAUCAACUCUGUGCCUGAAAGAGAUGCCCUUUCUUUUUACAGUGCAUUUUGUAUCAAUGCUAAUUAUUUUGUCUUUCUUUCUCUAUUCUGUCUCUCUCUCCUCUCCUGUCCCCUUUCUCUAUUCUGUCUCCCUCUCCUGUCCUCUCCUCUAUUCUGUCUCUCUCUCCUCUCCUGUCCUCUUU
Molecule: messenger RNA, 3795 nt
Organism: Oncorhynchus gorbuscha (pink salmon)
Lineage: Eukaryota; Metazoa; Chordata; Actinopteri; Salmoniformes; Salmonidae
Gene: trak1a
Product: trafficking protein, kinesin binding 1a
Exons: 17
Coding region: 415-3525 (1036 amino acids)
Biological process (GO): anterograde axonal transport of mitochondrion; endosome to lysosome transport; neurogenesis
Cellular component (GO): dendrite
Molecular function (GO): GABA receptor binding
Source: RefSeq, a predicted model, not a curated record